Messenger RNA from Lymnaea stagnalis (great pond snail), 213 nucleotides. Lineage: Eukaryota; Metazoa; Mollusca; Gastropoda; Lymnaeidae. The record is from the annotation of a GenBank genome assembly.
CUCAGGAGGUCCUAUGAUGUGUGAUAUUGAUGGUUACUGGUACCAGGUUGGAGUGGUGGCAGCUGGACUUGGGUGUGGAAAUAUUGAGAUACCUGGACUUUACACUCGAAUAAGUUACUUCUUUGACUGGAUCAAUGGAACCAUCUCAGGAUAUCAAGGGUGAACACAUGAUUGCAGAUCAAAAUUGAAUAGUUUAAAAUUAAAAUAUUGAUG